AUGGAAUAUCUGAUCCCUGACCCUACUACAUCUCAGACUUUUCACUUUGAUGAUAUUCUCUCUGAGAAUAAGCCUAUUCCCUCUAUCGAAAACCGAGGACUACAGAGCUCCACUUCUAUUUCUGCAUAUUCUUACUGUACUAUCAGUUUUAUACCUAUAGCAAAUACAGGAACGAAUACUCAUUAUAAAAAAGCUUACAAAGCUACCUCUGUUUCUUAUUCCUCUUUUCGACAAUUCAGAGUCCCUGAUCUACUCACAAAGCUUUCAGAUAGAUUAGCUCCUGAUCUCAGAGUACAAGCACGGGACAAGAUAGUCACUAGUUUCAUACAAGAUCCCUCUGCUGUUCAGUUUUUCGAGUUCUACUCCAAGUUUCAUAACCUUGCCUCUCAGGCAGAGAUCCUCAAUAACGAAUGCUUCUGUAAUGAUUUAUUCGACAAAACAGCAUACCGCUUGAUAAGUGCCUCUAGCUACGAGUUUGCACAUUCCACCACAGUUAGUGAAUUUGCUGAUGCCUUGGGCACCCUCGAUGUCAUCCAUCAACGAUUUACCGCAACCCAUGCCCUCCGUCCUCUUCAUUCUCUCCAGGGCACUCGCCCUACACAAACACCUUCCACUUCCAAUACUGCAACACCUCGUAACAGUAUUCCUGGAGUAUACAACAGAUCUACAAUACCCUCCCACAGUAUGCCUUAUUACACACCCUCCGCCCCACCUGUCCUUACUCCACAAUACUUCAUAAGUGAUCCCCCUUCUAUUCCUUCCUCUAGUUUCAGACAGUCUACUCCUCAAUACACACCUUGCAUCUCUACCGUUGUCAAUGAAACUGAUGAAAAGAUAAACCCCGAGUUGGAUAUUGAAAAGUUCAACGAAGACUACAAAGUUCACGAAGUUAAUCAACUUGAUUAA
Sclerotinia borealis F-4128 is the source of this 906-nucleotide messenger RNA. The record is from the annotation of a GenBank genome assembly. NCBI's taxonomy places the organism in Eukaryota, Fungi, Ascomycota, Leotiomycetes, Helotiales, Sclerotiniaceae.